This is a messenger RNA of Hylaeus volcanicus, 31797 nucleotides long. RefSeq names its product titin-like. Bases 984 to 30860 code for a protein of 9958 amino acids. NCBI's taxonomy places the organism in Eukaryota, Metazoa, Arthropoda, Insecta, Hymenoptera, Colletidae. Gene Ontology annotation, molecular function: protein kinase activity; ATP binding; protein binding. The record is from RefSeq and is a predicted model, not a curated record. The transcript is spliced from 47 exons. Gene Ontology annotation, biological process: protein phosphorylation.
UCGAGCCGCGCUAUCGGGGGCAGAGAGGUCCGAACGAUCGAGAUCAACACCUCCCGAUCGCGACGAUCGCUCGACGAUCGGACGCAACUCCCUCCAAUUCAGACCCCAUCGAGUACCCUCAUCUUUCGAUCCUCCUGUCAAAUAAUUUUCACCCUUGAAUGACCGCGAGUGGACUCAAUCGUCAUCGAUAGGAAGUUCGCGAUGAAUCGAGCUGUAGAGAUCGAUACUGAUCUCAUCGUGGAGUUCCUCGGCUGUGACGUGUGGAUGAAGUGUCCACUGGGAACGCGUGGACAUUCAUUCGAUUCGGUGCUUCUAUGAUUGCGGGUACAGAAAGUGAAGUCAUCCAACAGACUUGUCGCACACCUCUGGGACACCAUCCUCUCCAAAUCAAACCCCAUCGAGUACCCUCAUCUUUCGAUCCUCCUGUCAACUAAGUUUCACCCCUAAAUGACCGCGAGUGGACUCAAUCAUCAUCGAUAGGAAGUUCGCGAUGAAACUCUCAACAGAGAUCGAUACUGAUCUCAUCCUCGACAAUGACAUGUGGAUGAAGUGUCCACCAAGGACUCGUGGCUAUCCCAUCGAUUGGUUGCUUCUAUGACUUCGGGCAUCGAUAGUGAAAGCAUCGAACAGUCUCGUCAGGGUCGCAGUCCUCGAAAGGACGCCAUUAGGCAUUAUUUCAGCGACCGCUGUCACCGUGUCUGCCACCGAUAUCGCCACGACGACGAAGAACACGACGGGGAUGCCAAUCGAUCAUCCGAAUAAAUAUCGACGCGGCAACGUGAUCGUCGGACUCGGAAUCAAUGCAUCGAUUAGGAUUCCAUCCGCCUUUACGUCCCUCGUUAAACGUCACUUGACUCGCGAACGCGGGGAACGCCCGCGAAAUGUUUGGUUCGAUGAACUCACGAGUGAUAGGUGGUGACUGGUUCACGAGUGAUAAAUCUUGACUUGAAGGUAGUGGGAUCCACGAUCGAUCGUCGGCUGUCAUGGGGAGCGACUGCUGCAAGUGCGCCAAUGGCAACAAACCCGCCAUCACGGGUUCCUUCUCGGAUGGAUCGGCAUACCGAACACGCGGAGAUGUACCGUUGCAAUCCGAUCGAUAUCGCGUUCAGAUGAGAGGCAACGUCGUCCAGGUGACGUUGACUCAAUCACAAAAAGACGACACAGGUCAUUAUGCUUUGGUGGCGACGAGGGUCGGCCAAGGGUUUGACAAGGGAUCCUCGAAGAGGAUUCACCUCAAAGUCGACGAACCCAUCUCCGAGGAGGGCGAUCCACCAGUUUUCCUGCGAAGGCUCACCGAUCUUGCGGUCAAGGUCGGCACCAGGACCAGGUUCCUCGUGGAAAUACGAAGUUCGACGACACCGACGAUUACUUGGCAGAGAAAUGCCGAAGAGGUUCACGCUGGUUCGAGAUUCUCUUUCGUCCACGAAGGGAAUUUCUACUGCGUCGACGUGGCUCCUGUCACGAUCGAGGACGAAGGAUACUGGACCUGCAUGGCGGAAAAUCGAAGCGGCAGAUCUUCUUGCGCCUCCCGUCUGACGGUGAUCGUCCCAAAAGCCUACAAAAGACCAGAAUUCGUCGAGGAACUUCGUGCCCUCCUCACAGAGACUGGUACGGUGUCCUUGGAAUGCAAGGUGGUUGGUGUGCCUACUCCUGUGUUGAGAUGGUUCAAGGACGACAAAGAGAUCAAGGCUGGUGAUGUCUUCGCUCUAACUGCCAAUCCUGAUGACCCAACCUCCCUUGGCAUUUAUACGUGUGAGGCGGUGAAUUGCAUGGGCGUCGCUUAUUCCUCUUCUAAAGUGCAUGUAGUUGGAAAAGGUAGCAGAGAAGGUUCUUUAAAGCCAGCGGAUUCUCUGACGCCAUCCGGUCCUCUUCCUGUUUUCAAGAGGAUUCUGCAGGACGAAUGUUGCAGAAUCGGGGAAAUACUUCGACUUUCUUGUCAAGUUCAAGUACCACCAUGGCCAAAGGCUAUUACGUGGUACAACAAAGAGGGACGGAUCGAUGCCAGCGAGAAAUACCACGUGAUGGAGGAUGGUCUCGGUGGAUACUCUAUAGAGGUAAAUCCCGUGGAAGCCAUGGAUGAAGGCGAAUGGAAGUGCGUCGCGACGAGUGCAGAAGACAUGAAACAAUUUACUACUUCCUACGUUGCAAUGUCCAUUCCAAAGAAUUACAGAAAACCACGCUUCAUGGAAAGCUUGAAAGCCGUUUUAACCGAAGAAGGAUUGGUGUCCUUCGAAUGCAAGGUCGUUGGAUUUCCCACUCCAUUGCUGAGGUGGUUCAAAGACGGCCAGGAAUUGAAGCCAGGAGACGUUUAUCAAUUAACUGGGACCAACUCCUUGGGUUCCUACUGUUGCAUCGCGAGAAACUGCAUGGGUGAAGCAAAGAGCACAGCUGAAUUAACUAUCGAAGACAUUCAGAAUCAACUGAACGAAGAAGAACGCCUGCAACUGUUGAGCACGAAUCAACCACCUACGUUCAUCAAGGGCCUCAGGAGCUGCGAGGCGAGGAUCAACGAUGAUUUUCGAUUUACAGUACAAGUCAGUAUUGCCCCCGAGCCAAGCCUCUCUUGGUACAGGGACGACGUGCAGGUGGAACAGAACGAGAAAUAUCUAGUCGCCAAGGAAAAUCUUGGCACGUGUCACCUCGACGUACGAAAACUAGAAUUCGUCGACCAAGCUGAGUGGAAGUGCGUGGCCUCCAACGAUUUUGGUCACAGCGUCACUUCCUGUUUCCUUAAAUUAAUCAUUCCCAAGCACUUCAAGAAGCCGAAGUUUCUGGAGAGUCUACGCGCCAUAUUGUCAGAGGAGGGCGCGGUGAACUUGGAGUGCAAAGUGAUCGGUGUCCCGCAACCAAUUCUCAAAUGGUACAAGGAUGGCGUCGAGUUGAAACCUGGCGACAUACACAGGAUCAUUUCAGGACAAGAUGGCACUUGUUGCUUAGGGACUUACACCUGCGAGGCUACCAACUGCAUGGGAACCGUCAGCAGUUCAGCGUCCCUGCUAGGCUUCGAAGAUAAAAUCCCCGUUCGGAAAGAAGCAAAGGAAGUUCAGUCACCAAAUGGCCAUGAACUCGCCAGAAACUUGUCGCUUUCAACGAUCCACGAAGAAAGAACAUCGCAAUUGUACGAUACACCGCAAACCGAUCAUUCCGUCACGUUGGACGAUCGAGGCGAAGUGUCCUUCAGCUUUGACGGUAAGGAGGUUUCCGUCAGCCUCUACGAAACGCCUGAUCUCACCGAGGAGGAAGCCCUUCAGAUCGUUGAGAUGUAUGCCGAUCAGUUGUCUGAACACGUAACAGAGCAUAACGUCAUCGAGCUUCCGCCAAUGAGAUUCGUCAAAGAGACUUCGACCUCUGGUAACCUGUUAAUGGAAGCAGUGGUGAUCGACGUGUCCCCCGACUACUUCGUCAGCGCCGAAGACGGCGACGACCUUCGCACCGAGGCUGACUUCGAGGACGUCUCGAUAAUGGACGACAUCACGCGGGUUCUUUCCUCCCCUGAACGCGACUCUCGUAGUUCCCUGAAGAGGUCGGCCAAAUACAGCUUGGACGAGGACGAGAAACCCCCGACGAGACCUCCGAGGAAGAAGUCGAGUUCCUCUUCCAAAAGUGAAAAGAGCGAGAAGAGUCAAAGAAUGGAAUCGGAGAGCUUCCAUAGCGCUCAGAAAGACGAAAGAUUCUCCCCGGUCUCCCCGAUUUCUCCUGUAUCCUCGCUGAAACAAGACGACAGUGACACCUUCGCCGACGCCUUGUCUUCGGCGCGGUUAUCCAUCUCGGAGAACCAAGUUCACAAACUGUACGAGGGCGUCCAAGAUAGAAAACGCAGCCUAAGCAGAGAAAAGACAGCUGGUUCCAGCAUAGACGACGGGAUAGGCGGCGAUUCGUCCUUCGAUUCCGUCACUGGUGCCCCGAAGAAGAAAAGACACCGAAAGAAGAAGCACAAAAGAGAAAAGGGCAGCUCGGAGGAGUCCUCGAUCGGCAGCGAACUCGAUGGUAAACGACGGAGAAGCAGGUCGGGCAGCGCGCAAACAGAGCUGCAUCAGCGUAUAGAGUCUAUAAACAAAACAGAAGAGCCAUACAUCGAGGACGUGGCUGAUAAAUCGUCGGAAAAGAAGCAGUCGGCCAGCGACACAGAGAAAUCGUUAUCGAAGAGCAGCAAGGAAAGGCUGCUGGACAACACAAAGAAGCUGAAGGGCCCUGUUCUCGCGGUACGCGACACCUUGGUCGACAUAGACAGCCUCUGUUUCAAACUGGACACUGAAAAUGAAGAAACCUGCAGAAAUCUAGUGACGGAGUACAUCAUCAGACCCAUCCAGUGCCUCUGCGAGGAGGUGUCCGCCAUAGAGUCCAAAGCUUUGAAAAACGCUGGCGACAGGUCGAUGAUGCAAACGGUUCGAAUCACCCUGCUGGAGGCAAUCGGAGGACCGACGGAGGAGCUUCUGCGCGGCAUGGAGCUGAUAGAGCGUCAAGAAAACAUGAAAACGCGUAAGACAGACCUGAUGGCGAUCCUGGAGAGUCUCACGGAUCCUGUUGACGAAAUCCUCGUGGGGAUCACCAAGAUAGAGCACGAACUUACCGGUCGAGCGAGGGGAGAGAAACCGAUUGCUCUGAUCAGAAUGACAUCAGCUGUGUCCAAACUCGACGAUAACGUGAGGAACGUUCUGGCGAUAGACGAAACUUCGCGACUGGCUUCGAGUAUGGAGGAGGUUCUCGGCACGUUGGAUUUCUUCUUGAACGACAUUUCUGUGGAUCCUGCUAAAGGAACCAUAGAGACCGUGGAUACGGUAGUGGUUGAAUCUCUAUCGAAAUCUCUGGAAGACAUGGCGCGGGCUUUGAAUCCUUCCUCAAAAAUUGGAACGAGACCCGAAGGCGUUACCAAAAUCAUGGACGAGCUUUUAACUCCUACGCGCGAGCUGAAAGCAAAAUUGGACACCUUGAAGACUGCUCUGGAGACGUACAAGACCAAAGGCAUUCUAUCGGAGCAUCGCACGAAGUUGAUCGAGUCUCUGCAAGAGUCCGUGGGAAGGACCGUGGAAGAGAUCCGAAGAGUGAGGGAAAGGAAGACCGUAGAAGAUCGUCGUGCAACGAUCGAAGAACCCAAGCAGGAUGUUCUGCGAGAAGUCAGACUGACUCUGCAGGAAGCUUUGAGAUUGUACGAGAACAUUGCUGGUACUCUUGAUCCUCGACUGUCCAGUAUUUUCGAUCGAGUUGACGAGAUGUACCGAAGACUGAGGACCCCGCAGAAGAAGGAGAUCGGCAUCGAGACCUUGGCGAGCCUCGAAGGUCCCCUCUACUCCUUGCAGUGCGCUCUGACAUCGGUUCCCAUCGCUGAAAACUCGAAAAUGGUCUUGCAAUUGUUGGAACCGGCAGUUGGGCAACUGAAAUCGACGAUACUGGCUCUGGAUGAGAACUCGUUGCAGCCUUUGAUGGAGAUUCUGAGUAACAUCGACAAAACGGUUCAAGGAAGAGUUGAAGAAUACGAGGAGUCAGUGUCUACUAAAUCGGGCCAGGAGGAAGUGCAAAACUUAACGGACAGGGUCCUGGAUCCUUUGAUCGACGUUCAGUCAGCUAUAAGCUCCGCUCUCGAAAACGUGGAGGACGCGGACUCCGUCGCCAACGGAGCAACUAGUCCUCAGAAGUCACUGGCAUCCUCAGAAGUAGCCGCUUGCCUGGUGGAGCUGAGGCAAUACGUCUCUGACGCUGCUCGCAUAGCGAUGACGCUGCGGGAGGACGAACUGUUGGACAGCUUGAUAGACUUGAAGGAGCCUCUGCUAGACUUGCAGAUGGCUGUUGCGUCCGAGGAACGAACGAUCGAAGAGCUUCAAGUGAUACGCAAGGUAUAUCUACCUGUGGAGAAGCUGAAGAUCGUGGUAACAAAGGUAUUGCGUCAAACUCAAUCGGAGGAAACAAUCCAGUCGGUGAAGGACAUCGGAAAGAUGUUGGACAACAUUGAGAAUCAACUGCCAAAGACGGUGGCUCGACUGGUGGCCAUCGAAGAGGCGCGGAAACACUUCUUGGAACACCUGAACGUCGAUCAGAAUCUCAGCAACGUCCACUUUGCUCUGUCGUCUGCCUUGGAGAGACACGAGAAGAGUUUUCCUUCGUACGCGUCGGAUUUGACCUCGUGUAUCGAGGAACUGCGACAGAACAUCGGUUCCUCGGCAGUGGCAAUCGCCAAUUUACAUAAUCCAGUAGACGAUGAAAUAAUAUACCAGGUGUGUCAAUUGAAGGAAACUUUGUUAAGCUUGCAGAGGAUUCUGCUGACCCAGGAACACGAACCCGAAGAGGAGCAGAUUCUGAAGGACUUGAUAAGCCCGAUCGAGAAGCUGAAGUCUCUCGUUCAGGCAAUCGUGGACAGCGAGGCGAUGACAAACGCGAUGCUUCCAAUUUUAGAGCUGUUGGAGGAGAUAGAAAAGGACACACCACUGAUAGCUAAAGAAGCAUCGAAGAUGAAGAUCAGACGGGAUUCGAAGACACAGAAGGAAGAGGCGAAGAAGCAGAGAGCAUCUUUCGCUCUGGCCAAUCGAAUCAGCCGAUCCUUGGAUCCCAUGAAGCACUGGUUGUCGACUACGUCGGAAGACAGCAUGAAAGACGAAGAGGAGUCUGGUUUAAGCUCGACAGUGGACGAGUUGAAGAGAGACGUGAACAAACUUGCCAUCGAGACGUCUUACUCCGAGCCUCCUAGCGACGAGAAUUUGAUAGAGGCCUUGAUAGAUCUUCGAGAGCCACUGAUGAGGCUCAGGAACGCUCUGUCGCUGUACCACGUGCCAGCAGACCUGUCCACUUUGGAAGGCUUGAGUCGACCGAUGAAAUGUCUUCUGCAGACCAUCAUGGACGUUCUUCGCGAUCACGCCGAAGAGGAGUCCCUUCGACCUAUCAUCGACAUCGUAGAGGAGAUUGAAAAUCAGAUACCCAUCUCUAUCAAGGAAGCUCUUUACAGAAAGGAGCUGAAGGAAGUCGUCAAGUCAUUGUCUCUGGAAGAAAAGGAACUGGUGACGGCUUCCCAAGCAACCGUUCAGGAGGAGAGCAUUCUACGAGACGCUAAAGAGGAAGUCGCGGCUCAAACUUCUCAGGAGACUAUACCCGAGGGUACACUUUUGGAAACCACCACCGUGCUACCUGAAACACGAUUCGCUGAUUCACUGAUAGAGCAAACGACGGGCGAAGAGAUCAGCUCACAGAGAACUGAUCUGAUGAUCACCCAGAUUGAAGAUCUCCCGAAGGGAAAGGAGGAUACGACAAAACCGAAGAGAAAGGAAGAAAUCGUCAACGUGGUAGCUUCCUUAGCGAGGACGCUCGAAACCAUCGAGCUGAGCGUCACCGACAUCCUGGAAGACUUCGAGCAACCCACGGCAGGCAGCACAACGCUGCCAACUUCGACCCUGGCUAACUCCCUCGAAGAAAUCAGAAGAACGGUGUCCACGUUGCGUGCAUCGACUGGAGGUUAUGGAAACUCGAUCGUUUCCGAUGAAGAGAUGAUUUCUCGAACGGGUUCUCAGCUACAGAACCUUCUGGAGCCCUUGACCAACCUGCAGGAAGUUCUUCUGGAGACCCAUCAACACGGUGGUCAGGAACUCUUCAUCUUGAAUCACUUGAUACAGCCCUUGAGUGUGAUCGAGAGGGAGGCCAUCAACGACACGAUAGAGAAACUCGAUCAUGAGCCCAAUUUGACAGCCAAGUGUGAGCCCAUUCUUCGUGUAAUCAGUAACAUCAAAACCAGUAUCCCAGUCGUCGUGAAGGACAUACAUUCGAGGCAAGAGGUCUUGGGAUCCCUUCGAGAAAUCUCGAAACCUAUAGAGAACAUUCAAGAACGCAUGAAGAUCAUCGAGACUCAAGCCGAGGACACUCUGGAGACAGACGUUGCCAGGAUUCUAAUAAACCCUCUGGGUGUUUUGCUAAAUUCUAUCAACGUUACUUCCCAAGAACUACGGCUUCUGGACCAACGCAGAGCAAUAGUGGUCGAGCUUCGAAAUCUGGUGGAACCGUUAGUGGAGUUUCUUAGUUGCCUCUCGGUAGUGCAGAGCAGUCGUAGGAGCCUGGUUCCCGAGGUAGCUUUACUAGACGAAAGAAGAAACGUCAUUUUGAAAGCGGUCGAAGGUCUUCAGCGACAAACCAGCAGCACACUAGAAAGGAUAUCUAACCUGGAAGGAGCUUCGUUGUUCGAGGAGCCUCUAAACUCGUUGAGGAACGCGAUCGUCUCUGUUGAGAAGCAAGUUGGCAAGACUGACUACUCUCGCAGAUCCAGCAACGUAGAAUUGAAUUUCCAGUACAAGCUUUCCUCGUCCCUGGACCACCUGAAGAGCACCAUCACCAGUUUGGAGGAGAACGCAGACGAAACGGUACACGAAGUGAUCUCAAAGUCGCUGGGUGCCUUGCAAAAGCAGAUAUCAUUGUCGCGAAUGCACUUUACCGAAGCGAGCGAUCAGUCCGUCGACGAGGAAGCCAUCGUGGAAGGUUUCCUCUAUCCGACCAAUCAGCUUCAGUCGGCGUUGAACGCGAUCAAGGAGAAGAUUGAGAAGAAAACGAUAGCUUCUGUUUCGAUGGAAUCGAUGGCGCACCUAAGGUCUCUGGCUAAUUCGACGUCUGAGUUGGCGUCUUCGUUGUCCUUGCAUCGGAUGCAACUGAUUCGCGAAGGCGCAUCCGAGGGUUCUUCUUUCGUAGAGACGCUGUCAGCUGUUAUAGAUGUUUUGGAGAGUGUCAAGGAUUCCAUAACGAGGAUAGAAAACGAGGUCGAAGCUGAGAAAUCCGAAGAAGCGACGGGCGAAAGAGAUGAACAAGGUGCCUCGUCGAAUGUAUCGAUUACUAUCACGCAGAUCGAGACUAUCAUCGAUGAAAUCAUCGAAGUGUCGAAAGAGGAGCUGGAAAGUGUGUUGACUAUUGAGAAAAUAUCGCCCGAGAGAGGGAUUAAAGAAACAGAUGAAGGGAAGGCUGAAGAGGGACCUGACGAGACGAAGGUUCUUUCAGUGGAAGCUGGUGCUUCGAUGGUACAGGAAUCUGCUGAAAUGAGGAAAGAGGAGAUUGCGGGUGGUUUGUUAGAAAAAGUAAAAGAGAAAGUAGGAACGUCUGAAAAGAUGAAAGAUCUGAAAGAGACGAAGGGGAAAGAAGCAUUGUCUCUGGCAGGUGAAAUUUUAUCCGAGAACGUAGAAGAGAUGACUGGAUUAGAAAAAGACUUAAACGCAGAAACUAGAGAAGUAGCAGAAAGUAGAGAGGAAGUAGAAGCAUUGGCUGAUAAAUCAGAAAAAGUGGAAAUUCUAUCAGACAAAAAAAAACAAACAUUAAAGACUGAAGAAAGCAUGGAAACAUUGUCUCAGAUAGCUGAAGGAUUGGCAGGGAAAGAGGAAACGAUGGAACCUGUAUCAGGACAAGCAGAACAAUUAAAAAGAAAAGAAGAAGAAGUGAGUUUAUUAACAAGAAAGACAGAAGAAGUAAGUACAGAAACAAAGAGCAUCGAAAGGCCAGAAGAGACUGUCCAAGAAGCUUCCCUUCAAAAAACACAGGAGUCAAUAAAGCAGAAAGAAAAGGCAGAAGAAAUAAGUAAAGAGAUGAAGAUGACGAAAGUAGCGUCAUCGAUAGUUACGAUACAACAACCAUUCAAAGAAUUAACCAGUCUGAUGUCCUUGGCUUUGGAAAAGCCUCUUCCUCAGAAAUCCGAAGAAGAGAAACGAAAAAUUCGUGAAAUCACCGCGCUGAUACAAAUACUUAACGACUUGAGGGCCACGUGCACGUCGAUUGAACACACUGUAUCACCCUCCUCGAUACCAGAAGUGGAAGAGCAAUUAACUCACGUUCUAGAGAGCUUGAUAAACAUCGAACGAGCUACGGAAAAAGUUCUUCUUUUGACCCAGAAGGAACUGACUCCUGCGCUGAAAGAAAACAUAAUGGUAUCGUUGCAGGUUCUCCUAGCUCCUUUGGAGGUGUUGCAGCAUGAUCUAUCCUCCGUUAGAUCUUCAUCGGAAUACCCAUUACUCUCUACCAACAUGCAAGGCUUAACUCAAGCAAUAGUCGAGCUGAUUAACAUGAUACGCAGAACAGCAGAACUGAAGCAUUUGAAGAUAACGGAGGAAAUCAAAGUGGAGGUGUCGACGAAAUCGAAGGAAGAAAGCCAGGACAUCGAAGAAACCACUGCUAAGCCUCUCGAAGAACUCAUAGAGGCUAUUAUGGUUUCUCAGGAAAACGUGAAACGCGACGAUGCGUCCCCCUUCGGGUCCAUUUCGCCUUCGGUGGAAUCUGCGGAGUUAACGGAGCAACAGAAAUUCCUCAGCGAUGAUGAAAUCAAGCUGCAAACGAACCUCGUGGAGAAGAUAGUCAGCCCUAUUCAAAACUUACGAGAACUGGUCGCGAAGAUCGAGAUGCAGGAAAUGGAAGAGGCCGAAGCGGUAGACCUGCCAACGAGAAAGACCGCUGCUGUUAUAUUGAACACCAUCAUCCAACCUUUGGAAGAGUUGGAGCAGUCGCUGAACAUCUCAGCCGAGCAGCAAACUGUGGAUACUCAAGAAAUUGUUGAAGAGACCAAGCGAAAUGUUUCACCACUGCAGUCACUGCCGGUUAGAACUGUCCUGGAAGAAUUGAGGAAGUCUAUCGCUACGAUUCAGGAGGAAGUAUUGCUGGAAGCUAUUCAAAGGACCCCGAAGUCGCAAGGUAGAGCGUUAAUUGCGAAGGAAGUGGAAAAGUCAUUGGAGGAUCUGAAGCUUUCUGUUGGGGCUGUGCAAAAAAUUGCUGCGAUAGAGCCUGAACAGACGGAGGAACUCUCAGAAGUAGAGAAGACAUUGGUCAUAGAAACGUUCGUGAAGUCGGUAAAAGAAUUAGGAGCAAAAUGCUUCGCCAUUGCCAGUCCUCCUGAAACGAGGAUGGAAACAGCUUCGAUGGUUGCUGUUCACAAAGAACAAUUAAAAGCUGUCAUUCAGAUAUUACAUGCGACAACCUCUGAGAUUGCAGCCCAAAAAACUGAAGAGAUAGAAGCUAUCGAUCACACGGCUAAAACCGUGGUCGAAGCUUUGAAACCUCUGAUGCAUCCUCUGGAAGAACUGGAGCAACUGCUAUGCACAACAGUUCAGCAUAUCAGCGAAGGAAAGACGGAAAUGACUGAAGAGAUGAAGAAAGCUGGUUCUAAAGAGAAACUGAAGCUUACACCUGUUUUGGAAGAACUGCAGAAAUCAAUUGUUGUAAUCGAACACCAAGUAGCAAUGCAACCUAAGAAAAUGAGUAUAUCUACUGCAGAAAUUCAAGCUUCUGUUGCUGAAAUCAUUGACCAUCCGUUAGAAGAGCUCAAAUCUUCAGUAGCAGCUUUACAAAAACUUGAAACAGACGAAACGGAAGAACUAACAGGGGAAGAGAAGACUAAGGCUUUGAAAGCAGUCGCUAAAUGUGUGGAGGAAAUAGGAAAAAUAUGUUCUGUAGUAGUCAGUCAGCAAAAAGUUGAAGUAAGUCUUCAGCAACAGCCACAAGUUGCUGAACUUGAAGAAGUUCUUGAGAUUAUUUCGAGUCCUAUUCAGGUAUUACGUUACACUGUAUCUGAGAUUGAACAGCAGGAAACUGAAAAAUCUGAAGUUUCAGAUCAGGCAGGUAAAGAUGUGGUUGAAGCUCUAAAACCUUUGGUGCACCCCUUGGAAGAGCUACAGCAACUAUUAUCAACAACUGUUCAGCAAGUCAGCGAAAUAACGGAAGAAAUGAAAGAAAUUAGUCCAGUUGAAGAAAAAUUGAAACUUGCUCCUGUUCUGGACGAAUUGCAGAAAUCAAUUGUUGUGAUCGAGCAACAAAUGUCACUGGAACCUAAGAAAUUGAAUGUAUCUAGUGCACAAGUUCAGGCUUCUGUUGCUGAAAUUAUAGAGCACCCAUUGGAGGAGUUGAAGUCUUCAGUAGCAGCUUUGCAACAAUUUGAAACUGAAGAAACGAAAGAUCUAACGAAGGAACAGAAGUCAACAGCCCUUAAAGCUGUUGCCAAAUGUGUAGAAGAAAUUGGAAAAGUUUGUUCAGCAGUAACCAGUCAGCAGAAAGUUGAAGUAAGCCUUGCACAACAACCACAAAUUGCUAAACUUGAAGAAGCUCUUGAGAUAAUGUCCAGUCCAAUUCAGGUACUACGUGAGACUAUAUCCCAGGUUGAACAGCACAAAACUGAAGAGGCACAAAUUUUAGAUCAAACAGCUCGAAAUGUAGUUGAAGCUCUUGAACCUCUAGUACACCCUCUGGAAGAAUUGCAACAAUUAUUGUCAACAACUGUCCAACAAGUCAGCGAAACCCAAGUGGAAACAACUGAAGAAUUGAAAUUAGCUAAUGCUUCUGAAGAGAAAAUGAAACUUACUCCUGUUCUAGAUGAAUUACAGAAAUCAAUUGUUGUAAUUGAACAACAGAUGUCACUUGAACCUAAGAAACUUGAUAUAACUAGCGCUCAAUCUCAAGUUGCUGUUGCUGAAGUCAUAGAGCAUCCUCUGGAGGAGUUGAAAUCAUCAAUUGUAGCUUUGCAAGCUCUUCAAACAGACGAAACAAAGGAUCUAACGAGUGAAGACAAUGCCACAGCUCUACAAACUGUGGCCAGAUGUGUGGAAGAAAUUGGAAAAGUUUGUUCAGCAGUAGCCAGUCAGCAAAAAGUUGAAGUAAGUCUUGCACAACAACCACAAGUUGCUGAAUUAGAAAAAGUUCUUGAAAUAAUUUCCAGUCCUAUUCAAGUAUUACGUGAGACUGUGUCCGAGGCCGAACAACAGAAAACUGAAGAGGCACAAAUUUUAGAUCAAACAGCUCAAAAUGUAGUUGAAGCUCUGAAGCCUCUGGUGCAUCCUUUGGAAGAGUUGGAACAAUUAUUGUCAACAACUGUUCAACAAGUUAGUGAAACCCAGGUGGAAACAACUGGAGAAUUGAAAGUUGGCCCUUCUGAAGAGAAAUUGAAACUUAUUCCCGUUCUGGAAGAACUGCAGAAAUCAAUUGUUGUAAUUGAGCAACAGGCAUUGCAAUCAACUAAAUUAAAUAUAACAGAUACACAAGCUCAAGCUUCUGUUGCUGAAGUAAUUGAUCGCCCAUUAGAGGAGUUAAAAUCAUCAAUUGCAGCGUUGCAAAAACUUGAAACUGAAGAAACCAAGGAACUAACGAAAGAAGAGAAGUCCAUAGCUCUAAAAGCUGUCGCUAAAUGUGUAGAAGAAAUUGGAAAUGUAUGCUCUGUAGUAGCCAGUCAAAAGAAAGUCGAAGUCAGUCUUGGAGAACAGCCACAAGUUGCUAAGCUCGAAGAAGUUCUUGAAAUAAUUACCAGCCCAAUUCAGGUAUUACGUGAGACUAUAUCGGAAGUUGAACAGCAAAAUACUGAACAGAUUAAAGUUCUAGAUCAGGCAGGAAAAACUGUAGUCGAAGCUCUAAAACCUCUGGUGCAUCCUUUGGAAGAGCUACAGCAACUAUUAUCAACAACUGUUCAGCAAGUCAGCGAAACAACUGAAGAAAUGAAAGAAAUUAGUCCAGCUAAAGAGAAAUUGAAACUUGUUCCUGUUCUGGACGAAUUGCAGAAAUCAAUUGUUGUGAUCGAGGAACAGAUGUCUUACGAACCUGAGAAAUUAGACGUAUCUAGUGUACACGCUCAAGCUUCUGUUGCUGAAGUUAUAGAGCAUCCUCUGGAGGAAUUGAAAACUGCAGUGGCAGCUUUGCAAAAGCUCGAGACUGAAGAAAUGAAGGAAUUAUCAAGCGAAAACAAAGCUACAGCUCUAAAAGCAGUUGCCACAUGUGUUGAAGAAAUUGGGAAGGUCUGUUUAGCAGCAUCUAGUCAACGGAAGGUUGAAGUAACACUUGCUCCUCAGCCACAAAUUGCUGAACUUGAGAAAGUUCUUGAAAUUAUUUCUAGUCCACUUCAGGUGUUACGUGAGACAACGUCUGAAGUUGAGCAACAAAGAACUGAAGAAAUUGGAGUUUUAAGUUCGACAACUAACAAUAUAGUCGAAGCUCUGAAACCCUUGGUGCAUCCUCUAGAAGAACUGCAACAAUUGUUAUCCACAACUGUUCAACAAGUCAGCGAGGCGAAGGUCCAAACAAGUGAAGAAAUUAAGAAGGCUGGUCCCUCAGAAGAAAAACUGAAACUUACCCCUGUUCUUGAAGAAUUGCAGAAAUCAAUUGUUGUGAUUGAGCAACAGAUGUCUCUUGAACCUACGAAAUUGGAUGCAUCUAGUCCACAAGCACAAGCUUCUGUUGCUGAAGUCAUAGAUCGUCCAUUGGAGGAGUUGAAAACUUCAGUGGCAGCUUUGCAAAAGCUCGAAAUAGAAGAAGCGAAGGAACUAUCGAGUGAAAAUAAAACGACAGCUUUGAAAGCUGUUGCUAAAUGUGUUGAAGAAAUAGGAAAGGUGUGCUCAGCAGUCGCCAGUCAACAGAAGGUAGAAGUAGCUUCUACUAGUCAGGAGCAAUUAAAGGUAAAGGAAGUGUUUUCAGAAGUGAAAAAAGAAGAAAAACUUAAUGCUCAGGCUCUUGAGAAAAUCAUCGCUCCAAUUCACACAUUGCGUAAGACUAUAAUGAAAACACAAGAAGAAACUGUCGAAGAAUUAAAAUCUUCUGAAGCUGAUAAAGUGAAUAUGCAGACGUUAACUCAGCUGAUACAUCCUCUUGAAGAAUUAGAGAGAUGUCUAGUGACUACUGUCCAACAAGUAACUGAUGAGAAGCCCGAAGUUAUCCAGAAAUUGAAAGACGAGGCCCUAGAACCCAUUGCUCUUCAACCAAUUUUGGAAGAGUUGAAAGAGAGCAUCGUCACUGUCCAGGAACAAUUACUGACAGGGCAGGAGUCAAAUAUCAAAGUAGAAGCUAUCAAAAAUAUGUCUGAGGCAUUCGAUCAAUUAAAAUCAACAGCCACAGCUGUUCAACAGAUAGUAGCUCCAGCAUCGACUCAAACCAAAGAAAUGAAGACUGAAAAGUUGUCUGCUUUGACAGCUUUUGCCAAAUCGAUAGAACAGUUGGAAGAACGUUGCUCGGCUGUGAUUAAUCUUCAGAAGACAGGAGUAUUACUAAAAGCACCUAAAACGCAGCAAGCGAAGACUGUGGAUACGCAGAUUCUUCAGAAGAUCAGCAAAGCUGUUCACGUUCUGCGGGAGUCGCUGUUACAGAUCGAGGAAGAAAGCACACACGAAGUUCAACAAUUAAGGACACCAAUAGAACAAGAUACCAGCCUAAACUUAAAGAUCCUCACUCAACCAUUGAAUACACUCGAACAAGCUUUAUUGACAGCUAUACAAGAAGGCAUAGUCAUCGCUGACGAAAGAUCCAAGGAGCUCAAAUCGGUGGAAAUUCCUUUAGAAAAGCUGAACUUGCAGCCAAUACUUACAGAACUACUAAACUCGCUAACCAUCGUUCAACAACGUGCAAACGAAGUAGCAGUAUCCGUUGAAACUGGUGAACUUACUUUGAAGGCGGUUGGAAAGCCUUUGGAAGACUUGAAGCUAUCGAUAGCAGCCGUUCAAGAACUCGCAACUGUUCACAAAGACCAAGCAAAAGAGGCGAAAAUUGUCGAUGAAGCAUCGCGUUUAGAAGCGUUUGCACGGUCAGUAGAGGAAGCAGGAGAAGAACUGAUAGCCGUAGCCAAGCAAGAAGAGGUUAGAAAAACGGAAUUACGUAGUAAAGCAACCGAAGACUUUGUGAAGGCUGUAAUCACACCAAUUGGUGAACUGCAGGAGGCCAUCCUGAAGAUUACCAAGGAAUCCGAAAAAUUAGGAAAGAAACGUAAAAAAGAGGCAAUCGUUUUCUUGAGCAUGGUGCAACCGUUGCAUCAACUGGAAGAAACACUCUUAUCAGCCUUUCAAGGUCAACAAGCUUCCGGAUCCAUUCCAGUGUUGCAAAACCUCCCGAUUAAAUCCACUCUACAAGAACUCAACAAGAAUGUCGCAGAGAUUCAGGAGCAACUAGUUCUCGUUAAGGAAACGCUGAGUCCGGUUGAAGAUGCUGAAGAAUCUAAUGUAAUAAAAAAUAUCGAACGAUCCUUCAGCGAUUUAAGAACAUCUCUAGCAGUGGUACAGCAACUGACUGCGAUAGAGGCGCCGGGUCAGCAAGUAUUGGACAUCGAGAACGUAUCCGCGUUGCAAGCCUUUGGCAAAGCUGUAGAUGAGUUCAAGAAACACUGCGCUGUCGUGAUCUCAAGACCUAGAGUGAUAGCUGCGAUCAGUGGGACGGUGCACGCAGAAGAGACAAUGAAAGCAGAUAGUAGUAUCAUAGUUCCGACUAAAAUAUUACAGGAGACCAUCUCCAUGAUAGAAGAAUUCAAAGUGCAGGAGACAGAAACUUUGGAAACCCCUGAGGCGAAGAGUCCCGUGACCGUGAUAAGUGUACUGAUGCCGUCCCUUCAGCAACUGGAACAGUCUUUCAUUGCUGCAGUUCAAGGGGAGCACGUGCUCGAGCAAGCAACAGAGAAGCUUAAAUCUGACCAGGUGUCCUUCGAGGCGAGUAGCCUGAAACCCAUUCUCGAAGAAUUGCAGAGGUCCAUCGCCACCAUUCAAGAACACAUCCUCGUCGAAGAGGGCAUCCAAAGCUUGUCAGACGCGACGGAUGCUUCUCAGCUGAAGGUAAUGGCGCAAUCGUUGACGUACUUAAAGACCUCUGUGGCAGCAGUUCAACAAGUCGCUGAUAAAGCGUCUGAAAUCGCCGGUGAGUUGUCGAUGACUGAGAGCGUAGCAGCGUUCGAGACGUUUGCGAAAUCCCUUCACGACUUGGUCGAACGUGUGGCGACCAUUGACCACCAGCAAAUAGUCAUCGAGCCUGCAGCUGAUACGAUCUCGGAAGAUGCUUCGUCGUUGAGAACGUGGGCAGACGUCGUUGAAGUUUCCAACGUUCAGGUCACGGAGCCUCUGAUCGUCGAUCAGGGGACGAUAGAGUCCCCCUCUGAAAUAGCUAUAUCGAUUUCGGAAGAGGAAGCUCAGAUGUUGAAGGGAUUGGCCAAGCCUCUCAGUGAACUGCGCGAGUGCUUGGCUGUAGUAGUCGAAGAGAGAAAGGCCAUGGACGCGAACGAAAUGGCUCUUGCGUUGUCCGAAAAGGAGGAUCUCUCCAUGCUGAAGGCCAUGGCGCAACCGUUGCUGGAGUUGAAGAACGCAGCUGCCUCUGUCAUUCUAGAGCAAAUUGCUUUCGAAUCUGCCAAGGAGAAGUUAUUCAGCGGCGAUGAGAGAGUAGAGACUACUCUGAAUCCUUUGAUCGAAUCACUGGAAGAACUCUGCAGCUCGAUAGCGCUGAUCCAGGAUCAGAUGAUCGUCGAGUCCGCAGAGGAUCGACCAACCGACGAAGUGUCUCUGCUGACAGCCUUGGCGGAGCCCUUGGUCACACUUCAGAGGAGUAUCUGCGUGUUGGAGGAACGAGUUCUAUCGCCAGAUGUGGAGCCACUACCUGAAGAAUCAACGAAUUGGAUUACUGAAUGUUUGGCAGUUCCCUUGCAGGAAAUAGAGAGGUCCAUAGCAGAGAUUCGCGAAUGCGUUGUUAUUGAAGCUGACACUGCGAUGGCUGAGGACCAGUCUCGAAUGAUUACACCAGACUGGUCAGUGGUUGAGAAACUAGUUGCACCUGUGGAACUCAUAAAAUCGACUAUCAUCGAUAUGGGAGAAGCUUUUAUGGCUGAUAAAGCGAUUGAACGUGAAGCUGAGUACGAAUCGGUGAGAAUGCUGCUGCAACCGCUUUCUGAAGUUCACGAGAGCUUCUUGGUGCUGAAGAACAAGACUGAUUUAAGCAUAGACGAAGAGGAAGCUAGCAUAGAUGCCAUAGUAGAUUCCUUGUCGAAUCUUGAGAAAUGCAUAACGCAUAUCGAAGAACAAUCUGCUGACCAGAUGGUCGAGGAGGGUACAAGCACAGUUGUGGACACGACCAUAAUUGGCACUUUAGCUGAGCCUCUGUUUCAUCUGAAAGCGUCGAUUAUGACAGUAGAAGAGUCUUCGACUGUAUACCUUGAAAACUUAGAGCCACCUUUAAGGAAUCUGCAGUUAGCCUUGGAGACUAUCUUGACUAAUCAACGUGAACAAGUCCAAAGACAAUUAAGAGUUCCAGUUAUUUCGCAGGAGGAAGCUACGAGACUUUCGACAAAACUGGUGAACUCUAUUAAAGACAUAAAUGAUUCUAUCGAAUCCAUCGAUUGUAAAAUAGAGAGUUACAAGGACUUGUUGGGCAUCGAAAUUCAAAUAGAGAACGAAGCUUUGAAGACGCUUUCGUUGCCACUCGAAAGUCUCAAGCAAGGGAUACAACGUAUAGUGGAAAAUACUAUAGUUGAAGAGGCGACGAUGACUUCGCUUCGGAAACUCCGGCAGGCAAUUGGUAUUAUUCAUCAACAGUCUGCUGAUAAGCCAGUAGCAGAAUCAGCGCAUUCGCAUACUGUUGAUGUCGUUGGUGUGCUAAAAGGUUUGGCACCAAGUUUACACGAAUUAGACGAAUCUGUUGAAACGGUCGAAAAGUUGUGGAAACAAAAUUCAGGUGUGGAAGGAUUGUUACAACUGGAAACACCUGUUACGAAUUUGAUGGAUAGUAUAAGCGUCUUGCGUGAUAAAAUGUUGAGGAUGGAAGUAGUGUGGGAAAUUGAAGAAGAGAAAAAACUGAAAGAACAAAGUGAAGAGGAUGAGAAGAAAGUAAAAGUUGAGAAAGAGGAAGAAGGUAAACAGCAGGAAGAUGCUAGGAAACAGGAAGAAAAGGAACGUAAGAAACAGGAAGAAGAUAAAAAGAGGCUGGAAGCAGAAGAGCAGCAAAAGAAAGAAGAAGCUGAAAAACUGAAACGAGAGGAAGAGGAACGUGCAAAGAAAGAAGAGGCCGAGAAACAAAAGCAAAUGGAGGAAGAGCGGAAGAAAGAAGAGGCCGAGAAACAAAAGCAAAUGGAGGAAGAGCGGAAGAAAGAAGAGGAAGCUAUGAUUCUGAGACAAGCAGAGGAGGAACGUAAAAGAGGCGAAGAGGAAAAAUUGAAACUUGAAGAACAACAAAGAAAGGACGAUGAAACUAAGAAGUUAAAGCAGGAAGAGGAGCGUAAGAAAAAAGAGGAGGAAGAGAAGCUAAAACAGGAGGAAGAAACACGCAAGAAAGAUGAAGAGACUAGAAAACAGAAAGAAGAGCAAAAACGAAAGGAGAAAGAACAGGCUGAGAAAUUAAAACAGGAACAGGAGCAGCUUAAACAAAAAGAGGAAGAAGAAAGGCUGAAACAGGAAGAAGAAAUCCGCAAGAAGGAGGAAGAGGCCAAGAAAUUAAAGGAAGAAGAAGACCGUAAGAAGGAGGAAGAAGCUAAGAAAUUGAAAGAAGAACAGGAGCGCAAGAAGAAAGAGGAAGAAGAAAAAUUAAAACAGGAAGAAGAAGCACGUAAAAAGGAGGAAGAGACUAAAAAAUUGAAAGAAAAACAGGAGCGCAAGAAAAAAGAGGAAGAACACAAAUUGAAACAGGAAGAAGAAGCACGCAAAAAGGAGGAAGAGGAUAAAAAAUUAAAGGAAGAUGAAGCACGCAAGAAGGAGGAAGAAGCUAAGAAAUUAAAAGAAGAAGAAGAACGACAACAAAAAGAGGAAGCUGAAAGGUUAAAACAAGCAGAAGAACGUAAAAAGAGGGAUGCAGAGGAAAAAUUAAAACAGGAAGAAGAAGCACGCAAAAAGGAGGAAAAGGUUAAGAAACUGAAAGAAGAACAAGAGCAAAAAGAGAAAGAGGAAGCUGAGAAAGUAAAAGAAGAACAGGAGCGUAAGAAGAAAGAAGAAGAGGAAAGAUUGAAACAGGAAGAAGCACGCAAAAAGGAGGAAGAGGCUAAGAAACUGAAAGAAGAGAAAAUUCAGAAGCAAAAAGAGGAAGCUGAGAAGUUGAAACAAGAACAGGAGCUAAAACAAAAGCAAGAAGAAGAGACACGUAAAAAAGAGGAAGAGGCUAAGAAAUUAAAAGAAGAAAAUGAACGCAAGCAGAAAGAAGAAGCUGAAAACAAGUUGAAGCUAGAAGAGGAGCUCAAGAAGAAAGAAGAAGAAAAAUUGAAGCAGGAAGCGGAAACUCGAAAGAAAGAAGAAGAUGCCAAGAAAUUAAAAGAAGAGGAAGAUCGCAAACAAAAAGAAGAAGCUGAAAAAUUGAAACAAGAGCAAGAACGUAAGAAGAAGGAAGAAAAAGAAAGAUUAAAACAGGAAGAAGAAGCUAAGAAGUUGAAAGAAGAGGAAGAACGCAAACAAAAAGAAGCUGAGAUACUAAAAGAAGAGGCUCGCAAAAAGGAGGAAGAGGCUAACAAACUAAAAGAAGAGGAGGAACGAAAGAAAAAAGAGAAAGCCGAGAAGUUAAAGGAAGAAGAGGACCGUAAGAAAAAGGCGGAAGAAGAAAAACUUAAACAGGAAGAGGAAACACGCAAGAAGGAGGAAGAGGCUAAAAAGUUAAAAGAAGAACAAGACCGAAAACAGAAGGAGGAAGCUGAAAAGUUGAAGAAAGAAGAAGAUCGUAAGAAGAAAGAGGAAGAGGACAAACUAAAGCAGGAAGCAGAAGCUAAGAAACUAAAGGAUGAGAAUGAACGCAAGAAAAAAGAAGAAACUGAAGAAAAGUUCAAACUUAAGAAGAUGGAAGAAGAAAAACUGAAACAGGAAGAAGAAUCUCGCAAAAAAGACGAAGAGGACAAAAAAUUAAAAGAAGAAGCAGAUCGCAAGCAAAAGGAAGAAGCUGAAAAAUUGAAACAGGAACAAGAACGUAAGAAGAAGGAGGAAGAGGAUAAGCUGAAACAGGAGGAAGAAACCCGCCAGAAGGAGGAAGAAGCUAAGAAAUUAAAGGAAGAAGUAGACCGCAAGCAAAACGAUGAAGACAAAAAAUUAAAAGAAGAGCAAAAGCGCAAGCAGGAAGAAGAAGAACGUCAAAAGGACGAAGAGGCUAAGAAAUUGAAGGAAGAGCAAGACCGCAAGCAAAAGGAGAAGAAGGAGGAAGACGUUAAGAAAAUAAAAGAAGAGGAAGACCAAAAACAAAAAGAGACCGAAAAGGUAAAGAAAGAGCAGAGCCGCAACAAAGAGCUCGAGGACAAAGAGAAACAGGAGGAAGAAGUUCGCAAAGAAGAGGAAAAGGCUAUGAAACUAAAAGAGGAGAAAGAACAGAAGCUAAAAGAAGAAGCUGACAAGUUGAAAAGAGAACAGAAAGAGGAAAAGCGUAAAAAAGAAGAUGAAGCUAGGAAGCUGAAAGAAGCAGAAGAACAAAAAAAGAAAGAUGAUGCUGCAAAGUUAAAGCAAGAAGAGAAAGAUCGGCAGAAAGCGACGGAAGCAGAGAAAUCUAAACAAAUACAAGAGAAAUUGCAGAAAGUUGAGUCGGACACGUUAAAACAAAAGGAAGAGGAGUUAAAGAAAAGAAAGGACGAUCGAAAAUUGCAGCAAGAAAAGGAUGAACGUUUAGAAAAGGAGGAGAGUGAAAGACGAAAGCAAGAGCAAGAACAAAGAAAGAAGGAAAGAAAUGAACGCGCGAGGAAAGAGGAGGAAGAACGAGCUCAACGAGAGGAAGAAGAUCGUAAACGAAAAGAAGAGAGGGCCAGACUGAGGAAGGAAGAAGAAGACCGCAGGAAAACCGAGGAUGCGGAAAGGCUGAAGAAAGAGCAAGAGAGAGACGAACAAAGACGAGAAGAAAGCAGGCGCCGUAGAGAGGAGCAAGAGAAACAGAUCAGAUACGAAGCUGAGAAAGUAAGAAAAGCUGAAGAAAUGCGAUCGAGAAACGAAGAGGAAACUCGAGAACGCAGAAGAAUGGAACGAGAAGUGAGGAGGAAGGAAGAGGAACAAAAGUUGCUGAAGGAAGAAGCGGAAAGAAUCAAAAGAGAGGAGGAACGCAGGAGAAAGAGAACCGAGGCUGAACGACAAUGGAAGGAAGACGAAGAAGCUAUAAGAAGGAAGGAAACCGAACGCUUGGAAAGAAGACGAGCAGAGGACCGUCAGAAUAGAGAAGAAUUAGAACGUUUGAGAAGGGAGGAUGACGAAAGGAGACAGAGAAGGGACGCUGAGAGACAAAUACGAAGAGAAGAAGCAGCCAGAGCGUUGAAAGAAGAAGAGGAACGUUUGAGAAGGCGACAGGAAGAUGAGACGUCUAGGCUUCGGAAGCGACGACAAGAACAAUUGAGGGACGACAGUUGGUCUCGAUUGCGACAAACCGAAUCCGAUCAACUUCUGCGAAAAUCGACGGAUGACACGCUGAGGAUCGGACGACCUUUCUCAAGCGUCUCUUCCGACAUUGAGUUUUGGAGAGACAGGCGUGAGAAAUCCUAUCGAUACGAUUCUGGGUUCGAUUCUGCCCUGUCCAGUGCUUCCAGAUCGUACAGUUGGAGAGAUUCUCUGACAUCUUUGACCAAAAGAAGAGUCGACGAUUUCCUGGAUUACAAAUUGAGAGACACUUCUAUCGACAGAUAUUACUUCGACGCGGGCUCAUACUACCGAAGAAGAAGGAAGAGAGAUGAUCGAAUCACUCGAGCGAGGUCCAUCAGUUUGUUGAAAUACGACGAUUAUUCAACAGGUGACAGUGACACGAUCAUAACUGCCGCCAGUUUUACUAGACCAUCGCGGUAUAGCAGACCACAGACGACGUCGCGAACUGAUCUUGAUUACUAUCUACCACCCAUUAAGAGUGAGAGUACACCGCGUGAGAAGGGAAAGAAACCAUCGUUCUGCACAAGACUAACAAACAGAACCGUAGGAGUCGGUAUGAGAACAAGACUAACCUGCACGGUACUCGGACACCCAGAGCCACGAGUUUAUUGGACAAAAGACGGCGAGAGACUCGACAUUACUUCGAAACGAUAUCGAACUCGGUUUGAUAACGGUAUGGCUUAUUUCGAACUGCAUGAAGCACUCCCCGAAGACUCCGGAUUGUAUACCUGUGUCGCCGAAAAUGUUCACGGAAUUUCAACCACAGAAUCCACGUUAAAAAUUUACCCCGAUUUCCAACCAGCACUGUCACCUCCCACCUUCACGAGAUCCAUUAAAGACACCUACCGACAUUCGGACAACGAGUUGAUCCUGGAAUGUCGAGUGCGUGGUCAUCCUACUCCAGUCAUCUCCUGGCUGAAGGAUGGCCUCGUCCUCCAAGGCGAUCGUUUCAAGAAUAGUUAUCUGGACGACGGGAUCUACCGUUUGGAGAUUGCUGCACCCAAUUUCUCAGACAGUGGCCGAUAUACUUGUAGAGCGAUGAACGAUCUGCGCACCGAAGAGAUGGCUCACGUUGUACAAUUUGAUGAACGAGUUCGACAAGCGACCACCAAACGGGACAAACUCUUCGACGACUACUUCAUCACCGAAGCAUCCAAAAGACCACGUUUCUCCAGUUACCUGACCGAUUACAGAGUUCCCACUGGCGGCACCGUUGCUCUCCAAGUUGAAGUCAAAGGUAUGCCAAGACCGGAAGUAAGGUGGUUCCGUGGCGAAAGAAGAGAGCCAGUGACAUUCCCCAAAGCGAAGACUUUCGCAGAAUCCGACGUUCACACUCUGAUCGUGCCAGAAGUCACCGAAUCCGAGAGGGGCACUUACAUUUGCAGAGCAAUCAACGCUUAUGGUCACGUAGACAGCAUGGCCACGGUGGACGUAAUAUCGCCAAGUUCCAUCGACGGUGGAAAGCCAGCCAUGUUCGUCUCGAGACCCGCGGAAAAAUCGAUCACCGUCACCGCUGAGGAAGACGUCAGCGUCUCCUUCAGGUUCUCGGGAGUUCCCAAACCUCGAGUGACCUGGAUGAAGGGGCUCAGAGACAUCACUGAUGGUCCUCGAUCUCACAAGGAAGUCAUCGACGAUUACGUCCGAUUGACUUUGAAGAGAGUCGUUCCCGAUGACGAGGGCACCUACUGCAUACUUGUCAAGAACAGACAUGGCUGCGAUAGAACUUUCUUCUCUAUUAAGGUGAAACAACGAGCCAGGUCACUGACACCUGACUGGAGUACCUUGAGCAGUCGCACUGACACCGGAAGUCUUCUAGCUCUAUCGAGCGAUAGUCGCGACGACGAAAUGUCCUACGUAAAAAAUGUCCCAGGACCUAUCAGCAGUGAACCUGUGGUGGUUGACGGAGGAAAGAACUGGUUGUCUCUAAGUUGGGGCAAAGCUGAACGAAGAGGACUUGCACCUGUCAUCGCUUACAGAGUCGACGCCUGGUUGAUGGGCAGCGACGGUGGUGCACGAUGGGUUGAGCUGGGCAUGACGCCUAUCAACGCCUUCGAUGCGUUCAACCUGAAACCAGGUGGCGAGUACAAGUUCCAGGUGACGCCGCGGAACCGUUAUGGUUGGGGCGAGUCCGUAACUAUGACGAAUACCGUCAGGGUCAGCGAGACCGUCGACCUUCCGGAGUUCACGAAAAUCUUGCCAGGUCAACUCAAGGUCCUCGAGGGGACGACAGUAAAAUUGGAAUGCCAGGUUCACAGUGACUCGAAAAUUGACAUAAAAUGGUACCGCGAGCCUGCCGAUUUAGAUCCAAACAAUGAUCCCAGAUGUUUGAUCUCUCAUGUGGGCAACAAGUGCUCCCUUACAAUCGAAAACGUUCAAGACAUCGACACAGGCAGAUAUAUUUGCGAGGCAAGCAACGUGGUUGGAAAGGUGUCAUCGUUUGCUAGAGUGUCUGUCGUUAACGAUCCGAAGAUCAUUGAAGCCGAUGCUAAGCUUAGAUCCAGAACUUUGGAAGACGACUUGGAAGACAGUCCUCCGCAAUUUACCAUGAGGAUUCGAGACAGAAGAGUUCAGGCGACGUAUCCUGUAAGAUUGACUUGCCAAGUGACAGGACACCCUACUCCGGAGGUCACGUGGUUCAAAAAUGGCACGGAGAUCCGUCAAGACGAACGCCACGUGUUCUGGAACGAGUCGAGCUUCUACACCCUGGAGAUCAUUCACUCCACUCUGGAGGAUUCUGGCUGUUACAUGGUGACAGCGAGGAAUGCGAACGGUUCGGUGUCCUGUCGCUGUAUCCUCGUCGUUGACAAGGGAAUUCGCGCUUACAUAGCUCCGGAAUUCCUGUGCGGGCUCGAUGCAGCGUACACGAUAAAAUUGGGUGGCGAUUUACGAAUGACAGCACAGAUAGAGGCGUACCCCAGCGUCGGUGUCGUAUGGCAUCGGGACGGAGUCCGUCUUCGUCCAAGCAGAAGAGCAGCCAUGACCUUGGAUCAUGAUGGCACCGUCGAACUGUGCUUGGCCAGGGUCACCGAAAGGGACAGCGGUCUUUAUAGUUGCACAGCUACGAACGAGGUUGGCCAUGCUGAAACAUCCACGAAGGUGACAAUUCUUGGCACCUUGGCUCAGGGUGACGAGGCGUCUAUCGAAGGACUGCCAACUGUGACAGUCGCGUCUGACAUACCAUAUUCGAAGGAGCCUCUCUUCGUCUCGAAACCCUUGUCCACGGAGGCGAUCGAGGGUGACACUGUCAUCAUCUCCUGCGAGGUCGUUGGUGACCCCAAACCGGAAGUAAUGUGGCUGCGCGACUUCCUCAAGCCUGAUUACUACCGGGACGCAGCCCACUUCCGGCUGGUCGGUCGGGGGCCUCAGUAUAGGCUGGAAAUACCCUACGCGAAGCUCGAUUUUACUGGAACUUAUUCCGUGAUAGCGCGCAACUGCCAUGGGGAGGCUAAGGCCGUGAUUUCUUUGCAGAUCUACGCGAAAGGUCAAGGCAAAGAAGAGAAGAUGAAGAAAUCGGGGGUCACGCACGGGAAAGUGCUGAGUUUGCCGGAGAUUACGCGAGAGCUGCGGGAUCUAAGGUGUUGCGAUGGAGAUGCUGUCACCCUCGAAUGUAAAGUUCACGCCACGCCAGAGCCGCCUUUGGUGCGAUGGGAACAUCGAGGAAAGAUUCUACAAAUGAGUGACGAUUUUUCUGCGGAAUUCGACGGAGAAACAGCGCGUUUGUGCAUCCAGCAUGUUUACCCAGAGGACGAGGGCGAAUAUACCUGCGUGGCUUACAACGACCUUGGAAAAGCAUUCACGUCAGCGUGCCUAGUAGUGGAUGUGCCUGAAGGAAAAGAAAAUCUCUUAAGCCAAAGAUUGACGAGACCUGUAGGUCUAUUAUCGGCAGGAUCGACACCGAGAUCGACACCACGUUCGACUCCAAUUAGAAGUUUAUCUCCGGCAGUUUCGCAUGGUCGAGAAUUGAGGUCUUCUCCGCAGCUUCUUCCGCGAAGUAGGUCGAUGUCAAGACGGCCAAAAAUCAGUCCACCGAAAUUUUACGCGGUUCCACACAACCGAGUCGUCGAGGAAGGCGAAACCGUGCGUUUCCAAUGCGCUGUGGUCGGUCAUCCUACACCGUGGGUAAAAUGGGACAAAAACGGCAUGGCUGUUACACCCACCGCGAGGACCUCCAUAAAGGAACGGGACGACGUGAAGAUAUUAGAAAUCGUCGAAGUCACUCAGGAGGACGCAGGAUUGUACAGAGUGACCGUAGAAAACGAUUAUGGUCGUAUCGAAGCCAGUGCCCGUUUGGAAAUAAUAAAUCGUCAACUGCUUGGCCCGAUUUCACGGACCAUUAGAACCAGGAGUGCGUCACCCAGAACGUACCCAUCUUUCGGUCGAAGUCUUCUGGACACGACUACCAGAAUAAAUGGAAGAUUGCAACUCGGUUGCGGUAUCAGAGGAACGCCCAGCCCAACACCAACGUGGUUCAGAAAUGGACGACCACUGGAACGAUCGAGCCGAAUAAAAAGGUACUUCGAUGGCAAAACCACGAAAGUCGAAAUUUCAAAUGUGAAAGCGAGCGACGCAGGUGAAUACACCUGCGUAGCAACGAACGUCCUUGGUUCCACGAAGAAUACGUGCCAGGUGACCGUUCUCGACCCUCACGAUCAGUCUACCUGCGACAAGGAUCCACCGAGGUUCUUACAGCCACUUCCGGAAGAGUCGAUAGUCAUGGAAGGGCACUGUUAUGAGCUUCAAGCGAGAUUGACAGGUUCUCCACCCUUCACAGUCGUUUGGUUAAAGGAUGGUCGUGAGGUGGCCGACGACGAUCAGAAUAAAUAUGUUAUAUAUGGCGACGGUGGAAUAGCUCUCAGAUUGUCCAACGUUUCGCCACAAGAUGCUGGGGAGUAUACUUGCCUCGUUCGUAACGAUUUCGGGGAAUCCUCCUGCAAGGGUCUCUUUGCUGUGCAAGAUUACAAAGGCGUUCCGAGUCUGGCACCCCAGUUCACCAAAACUCCCUUAUCUAUAAUCACGUCAAAGGGAGAGACAGCGUGCUUCUGCGCCCGAGUGCAGUGCGGAAAAGCCGUGGAAAUCACGUGGACGAUCAACGGAAAGGACGUCAAAGAAAAUUCGAGGUGCAAGGUUGAGAGGGACGACAACGUCAGCAUCCUGAGGAUACAGAACGUGUCGUCUCGAGACGUCGGGGAAAUUCGAUGCACAGCAUGUGUGAUCGGUAAGGGCCUGUCGAUCAGUUGCGCGGCGGAAUUGCGAUUGAAUCGAUCGUCCAAUUUCGAGGAAUCGACGCGCAACAACGGGUGCACCGAAAUUCGCAACAAAACUGGGGUGAAUUGCGUUCGCAGUAAUUCGGUGAAAAAGACGGGAAGAGACGUCCCUUCGCCGCGUCAUGCUCGAUACGAGUCGCCCAUGCGCGCAAGAUCAUCAUCGUUGCCUUUGAAGUGCACGUCGAGUGCUAAACAACCGUCUCCUUCCCCUAGCAGAAGAAACGUUCCACCGAGUCCCUUGCUGAACCAGAGGAAAGCAGUCGAAAGUAAAAUGAACAGGAGGACAGAUUUGGGUCUCCUGAAAGCGAAACGUAACGUUGCAAGGUCAGACGAGAGAUCGAUCGAUCGAAGGAUCUCGAUAUCUUCGGACGAGGAGGAAACGAAGCGUGUUUCUGGUCGAAGGUCGUCUUCGAAGGUGUCGAGCGAAACGAGCUCGAAAUCAACGACGGAUAGAGAAGAAUCAGCGAUGAGUUCAGCAUCGGCGAAUCCUGAUUUGCGUAAGACUGAAAACGAUUCGAAACGAACUCAGGACAACUCCAACGAGCACGAUAAUAUGCCUAUUAUGUGCGCGGAGUGUCCCCCGGUCGCGGAUGAACCGGAGGAGCCUUCGAUCUUGAAGAGGAAUGGUCACACGAAGGUGAAAGAGGAGAAGGUUAAGGAAGAACCGGAGGAAUUCGUGGCUGCCGCCAUUGUAAAGGUACCAGCUGACGUCACGGUGUUCAGAGGGAACAGAGUGGUGCUCAGGGCCACGUAUCGAGGUCAUCCGGAACCACGUGUCAAAUGGCUUCGCGCGGGUCGUGAGCUGGCUGCUGACAAAAAGACUGCGAUCACUUAUGGCGGUGGUGUGUCUUGUUUAAUAUCAGACGAUGUCACUGCUGAUAACGCUGGAAAAUACGAAGUGUUGGUGGACAAUAAACUCGGAAAGGAUCGACGGUGUUUCAGCGUUGCCGUUGAAGGUCCACCUGACCCUCCAGCGGGUGUUCCCAGCAUCUGCUGUUCCCCAGGAAUGACCACCAUUAAUUGGAGAUCGUCACCUUACGACGGAGGCUGCACAGUCACUGGUUACACCGUGGAGAUGAAUCGUCUUGGGGAGAGCACGUGGACGACCGUUGCAGAAUCCUGUCACUCGCUGAGUCACACGGUGCCGACUCCUGGAACGGACACCAUGGCACCCGGUGAGAGAUAUCGAUUCCGUGUUCGGGCGGAGAACAUCCAUGGCGUCAGUGAACCAGGAAGCGAGUCAGAGUUUAUCAGAAUCCCCAAGGAAGGGGAGACGCAACUCCUCGAUGACGAGGAAGAAUUCGAGCCGGCCUUCGAAGCCAGAGUGGUGGAAAUGGAAGACGGACGACUGUUCGGCGAACGAUACGUCAUCCUCGAGGAACUUGGGAAAGGUCGAUACGGAACGGUGAGGAGGGUCACAGAAACCUCAUCUGGAACCAGUUUCGCCGCCAAAUUCGUGAGGACCAUCAAGACGAAGGAUCGCGAACAAGUACGGGAAGAGAUUCGAAUUAUGAACAUCCUAAGACACCCAAAACUUCUCCUCCUGGCCGCUGCGUUCGAGAGUCCUCGAGAAAUCAUCAUGAUCACGGAAUAUAUUUCCGGGGGCGAGUUGUUCGAGAGGGUCGUUGCCGACGAUUUCACGCUUACGGAGAGGGAUAGUAUACUUUUCAUGAGGCAAAUCUGCGAAGGGGUAGAAUAUAUGCACCAGAACAAAGUGGUCCACCUGGAUUUAAAGCCGGAGAAUAUAAUGUGCAGAACGCGAACCUCUCAUCAAAUCAAACUGAUAGACUUUGGUCUCGCUCAAACCCUCAAGCCGGACACACCGAUCAGAGUCCUCUUCGGCACGCCAGAAUUCAUUCCGCCGGAAAUCAUAAGCUACGAACCGAUCGGCACCGAGUCGGACAUGUGGAGCGUCGGUGUGAUUUGCUACGUUCUAUUGACUGGUUUGUCACCAUUUAUGGGUGACAACGACGCCGAAACCUUCGCCAACAUCACUCGAGCCGAUUACGAUUUGGAGGACGAGGCAUUCGAUGCGAUAUCGAACGAUGCUAAGGAUUUCAUUAGCGGCCUGCUCGUCAAACGAAAAGAAAUGCGUAUGUCGGCAAGACAGUGUUUGGAGCAUCCUUGGAUGGCACAACACGCGGAAGCCAUGAGCAGGAUAGCCUUGCCUACGGAAAAACUGAAGAAGUUCAUCGUACGAAGAAAGUGGCAGAAAACAGGAAACGCCAUUCGUGCAUUGGGUAGGAUGGCAAUCCUUUCGGCAAACAGUAGACGAAGCCCUACGGCGACGGCGGAAUCGUCGCCCACCUCGGAACCAACAUCGAAUCCCAUCGAAUCGCCAAGAAUGAUCGAUUCUGAAGCACUCGGCGACGGUCAAUAUAGGAGCAAAUCUGGCAAAAACAUUGAAAGCUCGCCGAACCGAAACGAGAGAAGCCCAACCGAGACGGACAACCGCGGUAGAAGCAUGUAUUCGUUCUGUUACAAGACAGAGGUGAGCAUCUUUCCGGAAGAAACGUUAGACUCUCCUCUAAAGAUGGACACGCACACGCCAUCGAACCUUGACGACGUGUCCCUGAGAAACGAACUUCCAACUCCGAGGAACGUCACGCGAUCGUGUUCACGCGGAGAUGUAACCGAAGAGACUCGCGAAACGGAUACCGAGAAACCGAGCUCUGGGGAAACCGAGGACCAAAGCAACGUUUACUCGGAAGGGUUAGCCCCUGUGAGACGGCUGGAAGAAGAAAUCGAGAUCGUCACGCAACUCCAAAUGGAACGGCGUGUACCGAUAAAGGACGACACGUCCGUCAUAAAAAGCGUCAAUUUCGAAGCGAGAAAUCCGAGCAGCACGUUCGAACACGCCAUAGAAUCACGAUACGGGGACGAGAAUCUUUCUAAUGUCCACGAAGACGUGUUUACGCGGUCGAUAUUCGACGAACAGACUAACGUCGCAGAAUCCUACGAAAUACACUCGAUGCUGAGCGAAGAACAUCGCGUUAACGAGGAUGAGGCGAUGUUUGCUAACCUGGAGAAGGAAUCGAAGGAGAAAUCGGAGCAAGAAACGAACGUAAAUUCACAGAAGCUUCGACGUGUCUUCAGAGGUGACUCGCGGGACUCGGGGAUCGGUGACUGCGUCUCCAACUUAUCGGCCUCUUCGCAGCACGUGAACGAGCUCGGUAUCUCGUCCAUCAAGGAGGAAGAAGAUAAUGAGAAUAAUAAUGGUAACAUUAAAGACGUGCCUGGAACGAUGGAAGAGUUCCGUAAACCUUCGACGAGAUCGACCGACACAACGAAAAACGUAGCUACUCUGAGUGCUGUGACUAAAGCUUCGCGUGAAAGUAAUCGGCAUGAAGUUGCCAGCGAUAUUGAGGACCCAAGGCUGCUAAUCGGUCGCGUUCGGAGUAAAUUCGUCCCGACCGGAAACGUAAGUCGUACCGCAAAGUUGUUCGAAAAGGAAGCAGCCGCGUCCAAACCGCCUUUAAACGUCACCCAGGUAUCGCAACAACGCACGUAUCCUGCGACUACAGUGGCGACAGGAAAGCCCAACAAUGAAAGGAUACAGAAAGCUUUUGCAUUCUGGAACAAGUAAUGCAUGCCACGAGUUCGAUGACUUAGACUGCGGAUUUUACGCAUUUUAUACUGCGCUAACGUGGAAAAAUACAUAAGAAAUGUGUCUAGAUUAAUAUUUUUUAAACGAAUGGAACGAAUGGAUAUCAAUAUUCCAAUUUGGACGAGUGCAUACAUUCUGCAUACGUUUUGUACACAGUUUUCAUAUAUGCAUAAUCGCAUAAGAUCCGCAGUCUGUUAAUGUCGUUCGAAUGGCAAUCGACCUUUCCACAAAAUACGAGAAUACUCAAUCGUUUGAAUAAAUUCUAGGGGAUAUUUAUGAUCGAUGAAAACUCGAUAAGAAAAAACAAUGAGAUUAGUAUAAAUAACGUUUUCUAAAACUUCUGUAUUUAAACUCUUUAUAUUAUACAAAUUCAUUGACGCGAUAAUGAGGUGUUGAACAGUAGAGUAAGUAAAUCACGAUUAUAAUAAGAAUCUAUUUAUUUAAGAAUUUUCUUAUCAGUCACGUGUAGUCCAAGACGAAUGUUUGCGUUGGAGAACCUAGCAAUAUAUUGCCACAUAUUUGCGUCACGGUGAUCACUUUUCUAGGUUUCAAUCGGAAUUGCACUGGCAAACUUUGCGGUGCGAAACGAUCGAGAACGGAUGAAAAUUCGAUUAUUAGCACUGACUUUCUUUUUUGUGUAGAUACGUACGGUAACUUCAACGUGUCACGUAUUAAAUAUUGACGAUUUUAUUGCGACCCGAUAAAAAACGCGAUAGGUAUCGUUUGUUUGCCUUUUCGAUGCGUGUAAAUAGCUGUCAGUGACAUUUUGCAAGCGUAGCACGAUAAUGUACUGAUCAUUUUACUUCCUUUGCACCUUUUAUUUUUCUUGCAGACAUAAAAACGCGAUUACAUGUAUUAUUAUAAUUGUAAGUAAUACGUGAAUAAUGAUAUCAAAAUAAAGAAUAUGUAACCUCAA